Cylindrotheca closterium is the source of this 540-nucleotide messenger RNA. The record is from the annotation of a GenBank genome assembly. NCBI's taxonomy places the organism in Eukaryota, Bacillariophyta, Bacillariophyceae, Bacillariales, Bacillariaceae.
AUGGCGUCCCCUUCCCAAGCACAGUUUGUCCAGCCUACCACUACCAUUCCUGAUGGACGGCACGUUGAAGAUUACAUGCAAUCCUCAUCGUCUCCUCCCUUGGCAUCUCCUAAUCCUCCUUCUCCCUUGAAUUGUCUCGCCAUUGCAUCCAUCAUCUUGUGCAUCUCUGGAGUCGGCCUUGGUCUUGCCGCUGGUUCUUAUGCAUCUGCAUCCCACGCCUACAACAACGGUCAAGAGUUCGAUCUACUCUGGGCCCAACUCUAUGGAUUGUUGGGCAUUGCUGCCUUUGCUACCGCCAUUCCUCUUUUGGCGUGUGGCGCCAGUAGGUAUCAAAACAUUCGUGGAUCCAAAGGCCUUCCCGUGAUGAUGAUCAUUGCUUGGAUUGCCUAUGGGCUUGGUAUGAUGGGUGCUUUGAUCUUGUUGGGAAGGAGUCUUUUUUUUGGGAAGGUCGAAGUAAUUUGGGUGUACUUGGCAAUCUUGUACAAUGUCAUACCAUACUAUAUUAUGAUGGGCCAUGCAGAGCACUCGAGGCGAAGAUAA